Cariama cristata (Red-legged seriema) is the source of this 1810-nucleotide messenger RNA. It is a transcript of the gene FGD4, whose product is annotated as FYVE, RhoGEF and PH domain containing 4. The record is from RefSeq and is a predicted model, not a curated record. Gene Ontology annotation, cellular component: cytoplasm. Gene Ontology annotation, biological process: cytoskeleton organization; filopodium assembly. Gene Ontology annotation, molecular function: zinc ion binding; guanyl-nucleotide exchange factor activity. The transcript is spliced from 13 exons. Lineage: Eukaryota; Metazoa; Chordata; Aves; Cariamiformes; Cariamidae. The annotation marks the transcript as partial.
AAUUAAAUUACGUUUCCUCCAGUAUCCUAAGAGCUCUUCUUAUUUUCCUCCAGGAAACAGAUGAACAGAAACGUCACAAAAUUGCCAGUGAACUUCUGCAAACAGAAAAAGCCUACGUUAGCCGACUUGACCUCUUAGAUGGGGUAUUCUAUUCCAGACUCCUUGAGGAAGCCAACAGAGGUUCAUUUCCAGCUGAAGUGAUUAACAAAAUCUUUUCUAACAUUUCAUCGAUAAAUGCCUUCCACAGUAAAUUCUUACUUCCAGAACUUGAGAAAAGAAUGCAAGAAUGGACUACCACGCCUAGAAUUGGAGAUAUUCUGCAAAAGUUAGCUCCUUUCCUCAAGAUGUAUGGAGAGUAUGUGAAGAAUUUUGAUAACGCUAUGGAAUUGGUGAAAACGUGGACUGAACGGUCACCUCAAUUCAAAUUCAUUAUUCAAGACAUUCAGAAGGAAAAAGUCUGUGGAAAUUUGACAUUGCAACAUCACAUGCUAGAACCAGUACAACGCAUUCCACGCUACGAGAUGCUUCUAAAGGACUACUUAAGGAAAUUGCCUCAGGAUUCUCUAGACUGGAAAGAUGCCGAAAAAUCCCUGGAAAUUAUAUCCACUGCAGCAAGUCACUCAAAUAGUGCAAUAAGAAAAAUGGAGAAUCUAAAGAAAUUGUUAGAGAUAUAUGAGAUGCUGGGAGAAGAGGAAGACAUUGUGAACCCUUCAAAUGAACUGAUAAAAGAAGGACAGAUCCUUAAACUCGCUGCUCGCAAUACAUCUGCUCAAGAACGUUAUCUUUUCCUAUUUAAUAAUAUGUUGCUCUACUGCGUCCCUAAAUUCAGCCUGGUAGGAUCAAAGUUCUCUGUUCGAACCAGAGUUGGCAUAGAUGGUAUGAAGAUUAUAGAAACUCAUAAUGAAGAAUAUCCACACACUUUUCAAGUGUCUGGAAAAGAGCGAACACUGGAGUUGCAGGCCAGUUCUGAACAAGAUAAGGAAGAAUGGAUAAAGGCACUUCAGAAUACUAUAGAAGCUUUUCAGCAGAGGAAUGAAACUUUUAGAAACGCUAUUGCUAAAGAAUAUGAAGACAUGCCUGUUGAGGUUUCUAACGCUGAGCUUGGAAAGAGAGCACCGAGGUGGAUACGAGACAACGAAGUAACCAUGUGCAUGAAAUGCAAGGAGCCCUUUAAUGCACUGACAAGGAGAAGGCACCACUGUCGAGCAUGUGGACAUGUGGUUUGCUGGAAAUGUUCUGAUUACAAGGCACAUCUUGAAUAUGAUGGCAAUAAAUUGAAUAAAGUCUGUAAGGACUGCUAUCAUGUUAUAAUUGGUUGUACGGACAGUGAGGAAAAGAAGAAGAAAGGCAUCUUGGAGAUUGAAUCUGCAGAAGUCUCUGGAAAUAGUGUCAUUUGUAGCUUUCUUCAGUACAUGGAAAAAUCAAAGCCCUGGCAGAAAGCGUGGUGUGUUAUACCUAAACAGGAAGCUCUUGUGCUGUACAUGUAUGGUGCUCCACAGGAUGUUAAAGCUCUGGCUACAAUUCCACUUCUGGGCUAUACAGUAGAUGACACUCCAAGAAGUGCUGACCUCCCGCACAGCUUCAAACUGACCCAGUCUAAGUCUGUGCACAGCUUUGCUGCGGACAAUGAGGAACUAAAACAGAAAUGGCUAAAAGUUAUCCAUUUAGCUGUCAAAGGUGAGACACCAGAAUGUCAAAAUGAACUGCAAGUGAAUUUAGAAGAGCAAUCUGAAUCUUCUAAAACAUCUGAAUGCUGAAGCUCAAGAACACAUGGUAUUUUUAAAAGAUUUCAGUUGAAUUUGUGGUUAAC